This is a messenger RNA of Nerophis ophidion (straightnose pipefish), 1376 nucleotides long. Its product is annotated as keratin, type I cytoskeletal 18-like. The coding region runs from base 83 to 1324 and encodes 413 amino acids. The record is from RefSeq and is a predicted model, not a curated record. Gene Ontology annotation, cellular component: keratin filament. The transcript has 7 exons. Gene Ontology annotation, biological process: intermediate filament cytoskeleton organization. Lineage: Eukaryota; Metazoa; Chordata; Actinopteri; Syngnathiformes; Syngnathidae. Gene Ontology annotation, molecular function: structural molecule activity.
UUGCACAGUCUCUACUCUCAGAACUAAAGCCCUCUGCCUUGAAAGCAACACUUCUAUCCCUCUUCUCGACCCAACUUUGGCCAUGGAGAACCAGAAGAGAUGCAAUGUCGUUAAAUUGAAGAAACCUCGCGCGCUGUUCAGGUCCUACUCGCACAGCGUCUCUGGCGAGGCAGGCGGUGAAGGCACCAGGAUCUCCGUGUCGACCAGAGGCAGGGUCUCCGACUAUAGGAACAACUACGCUUUUGAGGACUUCGGCGGGCUGCUGGCCAUCGGGGACGAGAAAGUAGCGAUGAAGCAACUGAACGACCGCCUGGCCAGCUACAUGGAGACGGUGAAGAUCAUGGAGAAGGCCAACAACAGCCUGGAGAUCAAAAUCCGGGAGACGAUCGAGAGAAGGGGCCCGAUGGAAGGGAGCGACUACAGCAACUACAACGCGGCCAUCGGAGAUCUAAGAGCCAAGAUCUUGGCCAUGAUCAAGGGGAAUACAAGACUUGCCAUUCACCUAGACAACGCCAAACAGGCCGCCGACGAUUUUCGGAUCAAGAUGCACUACGAGUUGGCCAUGCGUCAGACCGUGGAAAGUGAUACUUCUAAUCUCCGUAAGAUACUGGACGACACCAACCUGGGUCGUUUGUACUUGGAGAGCGAGAUCGAGACACUGACCGCAGAGCUGAUCACCCUGAGGAAUACCCAUAAGGCGGAAGUUGCUGAAUUGCGUGUCAAGAUCACUCACGCCGGAGUCUUUGUGGAUGUCGACGCCCCUAAAGGCCAAGAUCUGGCGAGGAUAAUGGACGAGAUGAGGGAGAAGUAUGAGAAGAUCAUGGAGAAGAAUAAGCAGGAGGCGAAAGAGUGGCACGAGUGCCAGAUGAAAGAGAUCAAGGAAAGAGUGACGGAGAGUACCACAGCCCUGAAAGAAUCCACCUCGGUGGUUUCUGUAACCAGGAAGAAGUUUCAGACAUUGGAAAUUGAACUGCAGUCACAUAUGAGCUUGAUAGACUGCCUAAAGGCCAAUUUAAGAGACAUCCAAAUGCGCAGAAGCAUGGAUAUGGAGAAGUACAAUGGGAUCCUGGUGCACCUACAGGAGCAGCUCUCUAAUCUCCGUGACGACAUUUCUGAAUCUGCAGGACAGUACCAGGUCCUCCUCGACAUCAAAGUCAAACUGGAAGCUGAGAUCGAGGAAUACAGGAGAUUGUUGGGCGGAGAGGUCGACAAAAAGAAGAUGGUCCAGACCCAAGUGUUGACGGUCACUCAGACUCUGGUGAACGGCAAAGUCGUGUCAGAGAGCAGGGACGUCAAAUCCAAUGAAGAAGAGCUAAUUGCAUAGAAACAGGAAGAAAACAUGCAAAACUACAAUAAAAUAACGUAUACCAAGUUUU